AUGCUAGAAGCAGUCGUUCCUAAAACCAUGAAUUGUUUGCUGCCUAACUUCCAGAAUUUGGCAAGUAUGAGUUCGUUCGCAUUUUAUAUUUCCACCUGUGUUUUGCUCGUGUAUCAGUGUUACUAUUUGUUGCGAACUUAUGAAAACAAAAGGAAAACUCUGAAAUCUGUAGUAGGCAAAUACAAAACAACGCCAUGUUAUUAG
Messenger RNA from Auanema sp. JU1783, 204 nucleotides. Lineage: Eukaryota; Metazoa; Nematoda; Chromadorea; Rhabditida; Rhabditidae. The record is from the annotation of a GenBank genome assembly.